GUAACUAGACUCCACGAAGGGGUACUCAAUCUCAGCAAGGAACCACGAGAGACACACUGAAGUGCAAACAGAAAGAAGGGGAUGUGUGGUUCAGGAGAUAUCAUCAGCUGGGAAGGGGGAUCGUUGGCAAUCGAGUCCAAGUCGUGCUUUUUCGAACGGGUCAUCAAUUACCCUCUCACCUUUUGUGGGCCCGUUCACUUACUCACGUCUUCCCUAUCCCACCAACAUCAUGAUUCUUUUUUUUUAUCUUAUCUAUUUAUUUAUUCUGUCCUCCGCUUCCCAUAUCUUGCUUCGAUUGUCCAUGCUUCUCAUUACUCAAGGGGUUGGUCGCACAACCCUUUGACCAUCCUGGUUAUACGGGGUUGGAGUCGACAAAAAGAAUUCUUCUUUUCCUUUUUUGUUUUUCAUUUGAGGAAAUGUUCCAAGGCGUAUCCCAUUAUGCUUGUGUUUGGUUUUGCUUCCGGUUCGACACGGUCUGGUCUGUGUGCAUCGAGCUGUUUGUGUCUUAGCUAGCAGAGGACAGACAGGGAUGUAGAAUCCGCAUGAUGAAAUAGAUGAUGACUUAAGCAAAUA
Molecule: messenger RNA, 573 nt
Organism: Aspergillus neoniger CBS 115656
Lineage: Eukaryota; Fungi; Ascomycota; Eurotiomycetes; Eurotiales; Aspergillaceae
Exons: 1
Coding region: 82-513 (143 amino acids)
Source: RefSeq, a predicted model, not a curated record